Molecule: messenger RNA, 981 nt
Organism: Chaetomium strumarium
Lineage: Eukaryota; Fungi; Ascomycota; Sordariomycetes; Sordariales; Chaetomiaceae
Product: Metallo-dependent phosphatase-like protein
Exons: 7
Coding region: 1-981 (326 amino acids)
Biological process (GO): mitotic cell cycle
Cellular component (GO): cytosol
Molecular function (GO): protein serine/threonine phosphatase activity
Source: RefSeq, a predicted model, not a curated record
AUGGACACAAACAUGGAGGACGUCGGGCGCGUGCCCGCAGAGCUCACUUCGGCCCACCUCGAGCCUGCCACAAUCCCAACGCUUGAUGGCUGGAUCGAAAGCUUGAUGAACUGCAAACAGCUUUCUGAAUCAGAUGUCCAGAGAUUGUGCGAAAAGGCACGGGAGGUGUUGCAAGAAGAGUCGAACGUACAACCGGUCAAAUGCCCGGUUACCGUAUGUGGCGACAUCCACGGCCAGUUCCACGAUUUGAUGGAACUAUUCAAGAUUGGCGGGCCCAAUCCGGACACCAACUACCUCUUCAUGGGGGAUUAUGUUGAUCGAGGGUACUACUCCGUCGAGACUGUCACCCUGCUUGUGGCGCUCAAAAUCCGAUACCCACAGCGCAUCACCAUCCUGCGCGGUAACCACGAAUCCCGCCAGAUCACACAGGUAUAUGGCUUCUACGACGAGUGCCUGCGCAAGUACGGCAAUGCCAACGUGUGGAAGUACUUUACCGACUUGUUUGAUUAUCUCCCCCUCACCGCCCUCAUCGACAAUCAGAUCUUUUGCCUCCACGGUGGCCUGUCGCCAAGCAUUGACACCCUGGACAACAUCAGAGCAUUGGACCGUAUCCAGGAGGUGCCUCAUGAGGGUCCCAUGUGCGAUCUCCUGUGGUCCGACCCUGAUGACCGGUGUGGCUGGGGCAUCUCACCUCGCGGUGCCGGGUAUACGUUCGGCCAGGACAUAUCAGAAGCGUUCAACCACAACAAUGGCUUGACCCUGAUUGCCCGAGCGCACCAGCUUGUGAUGGAGGGAUACAACUGGUCGCAGGAUAGGAAUGUGGUUACCAUUUUCUCCGCGCCGAACUACUGCUACAGGUGCGGCAAUCAGGCGGCGAUAAUGGAGAUCGACGAGCAUCUUAAAUAUACCUUGCACUUUGACCCGUGCCCGAGGGCCGGCGAGCCCAUGGUCUCUAGGAGGACUCCCGACUACUUCCUGUGA